Messenger RNA from Microplitis mediator, 1664 nucleotides. Its product is annotated as odorant receptor 13a-like. Gene Ontology annotation, cellular component: plasma membrane. The coding region runs from base 232 to 1470 and encodes 412 amino acids. Gene Ontology annotation, biological process: sensory perception of smell; detection of chemical stimulus involved in sensory perception of smell. NCBI's taxonomy places the organism in Eukaryota, Metazoa, Arthropoda, Insecta, Hymenoptera, Braconidae. The transcript has 6 exons. The record is from RefSeq and is a predicted model, not a curated record. Gene Ontology annotation, molecular function: olfactory receptor activity; odorant binding.
GCUUGAUAUAUUGUGAAGGAAAAUUUAAUUUUUAUUACUCAGAAUAGUUUAUAAAAAUAAUACGUCAAUGUCUCUAUUGCGUGUAGGAAGAGCUUUCAAAUAAAGUUAUUGGAAUAAAGAUAUAAAUAGAAUAAAAGAAACUAAGUGAGAUAUAAUAUUCGAAAUAUAAAAUAAAAUAUUUUUUGUUACACUAUAAACCGCUUAUACAUUAUAAUAAAUAGGCGCAACGACAUGCAUCACAACUCAAUAAAUAAACUCGUGUUGAUACUGAGAUUUAUCGGAAUUUGGCCAGUAGAAUCAACAGUCAGAAGUUAUAAAUUAUUAAAUUUAAUUUUCCGUUUAUUUAAUCUCACUAUAAUUGUGUUAUUGAUGUUGCUUACAAUAGCCGAUGCAAUUGCUAAUUUCAACGAUAUGUCACUUAUUACAGAUAAUUUGUGUUUUUUUGUCGGAUGUACAGAAGCAUUAACAAAGGGACUCAAAUAUUGCUUUGAGUACAAAAAUAUUGUGAAACUUAUUAACGAUAUUUACAGACCGAUUGACAUAAUUAAUAAUAAAAAUAAUAUCGAAGUUAUGAAAGUUAUUAAAGAGACCGCACGUUUUGAACAUCGUCAAUUUGUUUUUGUGAUUGGAACAUUAACAUUGUUAUAUUUUGCACGAGUUUUGGGUGCUGACUUCAAGAACAAAGAAUUUCCAAUACGCGCUUUGUUUCCAUUUGACGCAACAGUCUCACCUUAUUAUCACUUGAUAUAUUUAUUAAUAACUUAUGGUGUUUUCCUUGUCGACUACUCAAUAUUUGGAGUUGACAUGGUGGUCGUGGUAAUAAUGAGAUAUUUAACUAUUCAAAUCGACAUAUUGAGAGCUAAUUGCAGGCAUUGUGAUAUUAAGUCAACUGGACGCAAUAUUGUAAUUAACAGUUAUGAUGAUAAGAAUAAUGAAGGCACAGAGAUUCAUAAUUUCGUUGAGUUUGAAUUACAACACGAGGAUAUCGACAAUGACGAUAGCUUUGAUAAAAGAUUAAAGAAAUGUAUCAUACAACAUCAUAAAAUAAUUAGGAUGUUGACUCUACUCAAUGGCUGCUUCAGUUUUUGUGUAGUAGUCCAAAUUAUGAGCACUACUGCAUUUAUAUGUUUGAACGGAUUUCAAAUUAUAGCAGGGAAUGAUAUUCAUCUAUUAAUGAGAAGAAUUUUAGCAAGCAUGGCGGCUAUAAUCCAACUAUCAUUCUGGUGCUGGUAUGGAAAUAAACUGAGCGCUGCAGCGGAUUCAUUGACGAUGAAUUUCUGGAUGUGCGGUUGGGAAGAUAAUUACAAACAUGGAUUACGUAAUUUUAUGUCUAUACCAAUGACGCUGUCAUUACGGUCAUUAGAACUUCGAGCGAUUGGGGUUGUUCCUUUAUCACUCCAAACAUUUGUUUCAGCUAUGAAAACGUCGUACUCAGUAUUGAUACUUCUACUUACCGUAGCCAAGGAUUAGCAAUCUGCUAACUUAUAUUGCAUGCCUUAAGCGCGAGCGUAGGUAUGCUCUACUCUCGCCUAAAAAUUAAAAACUGGGUUCCGUCAGAGUUUUUUUUAAAUAAAUAAUAAUAUGGUGGUUAAAGUAGGUCAGCCUUCAUACCACAAUUAAAGAAAACAUCAAUGGUCAUUUUUCUAAACAAUAAACAGCUGGUC